This is a messenger RNA of Pongo pygmaeus (Bornean orangutan), 7450 nucleotides long. RefSeq names its product membrane metalloendopeptidase (gene MME). Gene Ontology annotation, molecular function: metalloendopeptidase activity. Gene Ontology annotation, cellular component: plasma membrane. The record is from RefSeq and is a predicted model, not a curated record. NCBI's taxonomy places the organism in Eukaryota, Metazoa, Chordata, Mammalia, Primates, Hominidae. The transcript is spliced from 23 exons. Gene Ontology annotation, biological process: protein processing; amyloid-beta clearance. The coding region runs from base 4070 to 6322 and encodes 750 amino acids.
UCUUUUAUUUUUGUUAAUGUUUGCUUAGAUUUAUUUACGUUGUUACUGUAUUCUUUGUUUAUCAUUCUUUGUCACAUAUCAGAUCUUCCAUAAACUAUUAUUUUGCUUCAUAAAUUCAUUCUCAAGAAGUUCCUUUGGUUACAGUCAGUGGUGGGAAGUUUUUCAAUUUUUAUUUUGAACAGUCUAGCUUGGACUACUUUACCAUAAAUCUUUAACCUGGAAAUACUCAGGCUACACAAUUAGUAUAAAUUCUAGUCCUACAUCCAUCUGAAGUCUGGCCGAAUCAUGAAUUCUUACAGAAAGUUUUUGUUGUAAGUUUACCAGCCUGAGUCAGGACUGAAAAAGGCAAAUAUAUUUAUGUUUCUUGUGGAAGAGUAGGGGUGAGGAGUGGGAGUUGGGGCUGAGUUUCAUUUUGUGUUAGCCCACCUUUUCACUUUGCCCUGGACUACACUUUCUAUGAAGUCCCUUGGCACUUGCAAGUCCUGUUAAAGUGAAAGCUCUAGGUCGCUUAAGUCCGGUGAGGCCUCUUGAAAUGGAUAGAUACCACCAGGACAGCUACUGUUUUCAGCACUCACAUAUCCUUCUUGAUUUUUUUGUCUGUGUUACAGGAAAGACAUCUUGAUCCAGACCCCAAAAGAGGGUUCUUGGACCUCUUGCAAGAAAGAAUUCAGGAUGAAUCCAUAAAGUGAAAUCAAGUUUAUUAGGAAAGUAAAGGAAUAAAGAAUGGCUACUCUAUAGGCAGAGCAGCAGCAUAGGCGGCUUGACUGAGUAUACUUACAGUUAUUUCUCCAUUAUAUGCCAAACAAGGGUAGAUUAUUCAUGAGUUUUCAGGGAAAGGGGCAGAGAUUUCCUGGAACUGAGUGUCCCUCCCCUUUUUAGACUAUAUAGGUUAACUUCUGGAUGUUGCUACGGCAUUUGUAAACUGUCAUGGCACUGGUGGUAGUGUCUUUUAGCAUGCUAAUACAUUAAAAUUUACAAAUAAUGAGCAGUGAGGACCACCAGUGGUCACUUUCAUGGCCAUCUUGGUUUUGGUAGGUUUUGGCUGGCUUCUUUACAGUAUCCUGUUUUAUCAGCACAGUCUUUGUGACCUAUAUCUUGUGCCAACCGACCUCCUACCUCAUCGUAUGACUAAGAAGGUCUCACCUCCUGGGAAUUCAGCCCAGCAGGUCUCAGCCUUAUUUUACCCAGCCCCUAUUCAAGAUGGAGUUGCUCUGGUCCAAAUGCCUCUGACAGCUCUCUUUGUUUUUGGCUUCUAAGGUUUUCCUUUACUUGCCUGCUGGCUCUAUGGUGCAUAUAAAAACGCACUAUAGCAUUUUUAAAGGACUUAAAAAAAAUUCAUCAAGCAUUUGUGUCACACACAGUGGUUUUUAAGGAUCUAUUCUGCAAACUGCUAGAACCAAUGCAUUCCAUUCUUAAUAACUUAUGUAUGGCCACCAGGAGGACUACUUUCUCCUCCAUUCCUAUAAGUAGCCAAACUGAGUGAUCUUGGACCACCUCAGUAAGCCUCAGUUGUCUAAAUUUACUUACUGUAAAUAGUUGGGGACUCUUUAAGAUCCCUUAAAAAAAUUAUCUCAAACUUGCAUAAACUUCUGGGAGGAGAUUUAGCAUUCUUGAUUUAAAAACAAACAACAACAACAAAAAUCCUAAGUUUCUAACGAACUUUAAUGAAAUCAAGAUAUUGUAAGGCAGGUGUGAGUAGUCCAAGCUACUCAAGAGGCUGAGGCUGAAGGAUCGCUUGAGCCCAGAGUCAGAGACCAGCCUGGGCAACACAGUCAGACCCUCAUCUAAACAAAAAAACAAACAAACAACAACAACAACAAAAAACAGAAAGAAAAGAGAAAAAGAAAAAAAUAUUUGUUCUGGGAAACCAGUUACCAAUCCAUACUGUCGACUAUCAGCUGAAAGUCAGAGUCUAAAAAUAACUCUAAGUAGGCAUUCUUUUUUCUUUUGUCAUACUUUCUAAGUAAAUCCUUUUUUUUCCUUUAAAAUGUCCUCACCGCCAGGCAUGGUGGCUAACACCUGUAAUUCCAGCACUUGGGAGACCGAGGUGUGUGGAUCACUUGAGGCCAGGAGUUCGAGACCAGCCUGGCCAACAUGGAGAAACCCCUGAAACUAAAAGUACACACACACACACACACACAUACACAUACAAAAUUAGCUGGGUGUGGUGGUGCGCGCCUGUAUUUCCAGUUGCUCAGGAGGCUGAGGCAGGAGAAUCGCUUGAACCCAGGAGGCAGAGAUCACACCACUGCACUCCAGCCUGGGCGACAGCGUAAGACUCCGUAGGAAAAAAAAAAUUCCAGUUGAGAUGCUUUCCAGGGCGCUAGUCAAGCCCCGUAUGCUUAUUUGUGGGAGUGAAAACGCCAGUAUUUCGGGAUUGUUGUGAGGACUAAAUAGUGUCUGUAAGAUGCACAGAGAAAGCAUAAAUAGACGUGAAUAGCACUUGUUAGGUCUACACACUCCAUUUUUCCUCUAUAUUAAUCUAAUUAUUUAAAGAUUGGUUAGCUUUUUGGGGAAAUGUCUCUCCAUUGUAUUCCACUUAUUAGGAUGAACUACCUUUUCUCCUUGCCUUUCGGCUUUCUCUGCUAUGAAAAAGAUGGAAAAUUUUUUAGUACAAGGGGACUCCUCUCAAGCAGUAAAUCAUUUUGAUAUUAAAAACAGAUAAUUGCAAACCCAGUUUUAUUUCAGUAUGAAUUCCGCAGUGGAGUGUGAAUAUGUGUGUGUAUGUGUGUGUGUGUGUGUGAUUACGUGUGAUUCAAAAGAGGAAAGGGAUCAGUAUUAAAGGUACUUGUAUACUGGAAGCAAAAAGAAAAAAGGAAGUUUAGUUCCUCUGAGCUCCUUGGCAAUUAUAGCUGCUAAAGGUUGCUUUUACAAAGAAACUGCCUUUGUGCCAAAAGUAUUUAUUUCCUUGUUUGUAUUUACCCCUUUGAGGAGGAAUCGCUGUGUCUUGAGUGAAAGAGGUGCGCUGCUUGCCUGCAUUAAACUGUGAGGGUCCAGGCGCAUUACGGCUGAUUUCAGUAGGUAGAGCAGACACACUCUCUUUAUUUUCUCUUAUUUUUCUCUUUCUCACUCCCCACCCUCAACCUCCGAUGUACACACGUUUUAAGAUUCCCUGAAGUCAGGAGGUGGGAGCGGAGAGUUUCAGUACAGAUCUUGACAUCAGAGUACUCCGACCAAGAAAAAGAAAGGAAAGAAAGAGGGAAGCGGGGUGGAGAAAGCAGGAGCAAGGAAGGAAAGAAGGAAACGAGGAGGGAGAGUAAGAAAAAAGAAAACGAAGGAGGGAGGGAGAGAGGAAAUUUAAAUGAAGAAGGAAGGAAGCUUGGAUUCAGGGAGGAAAGGGAGCGAGACAGAGAGCGAAAGAAGAGCGUGAGAAGAGGCAAGCAUUACAGUCUCCGGUCCACAGGGGAGAGAUGGAGCCUUCAUCAGCACAAGAGAAUUCCGAAGAGCCAGUGUAUUGUUUUCUUGAAAGCCCCGAAGCUAAGCAAUUCCAGAAAUGUUUACCAAAGCCCUUUUGGGAAUGGUGAGAUGGGGGGUGGGGAGGAUAGGACAUUCUCAUUGCCACCGCCCGCCCCCCGUCUCCCCGGCCCCCUCACACGAAGUGACUGGAUUUGGGAGACCUAGCGGAAACCUUCAGGUCACCCAGGGAACUGCUCCUCUCGCUGGUCCUGCAGCGGCGAGGCGGGGUGGGGGGGUGGAGGGGCCUUGAGAGCGCCGAGACGCGCGGGGCGCGGAGAUGUGCAAGUGGCGAAGCUUGACCGAGCGCAGGCUGGAGCAGCCGCCCAACUCCUGGUGCGGGAUCUGCUGAGGGGUCACGGUGAGUCUCUGCGGAUGCGGGUCGGAGGGAUGCCCAGGUGCCUCGUCGCCCCCCGGCCCGGGCGGAGGCGGGUCCGGAACCUCCCCCAAGUCCGGCCUCAGCCUGGAGCCCGCGCGCCUUGGGCUGAUGCACCGACUGAGCGGCGCUCGGCGGGGCUCCCAGCCCGCCACUGCCACCCGGCCCCGUGCGCUCAUUGGUCGGGAUGUGUCGGCUCAGCAACCUCCAACUUCUCCCGAAUCCCACUGAUUUUAGGUGAUGGGCAAAUCAGAAAGUCAGAUGGAUAUAACUGAUAUCAACACUCCAAAGCCAAAGAAGAAACAGCGAUGGACCCCGCUGGAGAUCAGCCUCUCGGUCCUUGUCCUGCUCCUCACCAUCAUAGCUGUGACAAUGAUCGCACUCUAUGCAACCUACGAUGAUGGUAUUUGCAAGUCAUCAGACUGCAUAAAAUCAGCUGCUCGACUGAUCCAAAACAUGGAUGCCACCGCUGAGCCUUGUACAGACUUUUUCAAAUAUGCCUGCGGAGGCUGGUUGAAACGCAAUGUCAUUCCCGAGACCAGCUCCCGUUAUGGCAACUUUGACAUUUUAAGAGAUGAACUAGAAGUCGUUUUGAAAGAUGUCCUUCAAGAACCCAAAACUGAAGAUAUAGUAGCAGUGCAGAAAGCAAAAACAUUGUACAGGUCUUGUAUAAAUGAAUCUGCUAUUGAUAGCAGAGGUGGAGAACCUCUACUCAAACUGUUACCAGACGUAUAUGGGUGGCCAGUAGCAACAGAAAACUGGGAGCAAAAAUAUGGUGCUUCUUGGACAGCUGAAAAAGCUAUUGCACAACUGAAUUCUAAAUAUGGGAAAAAAGUCCUCAUUAAUUUGUUUGUUGGCACUGAUGAUAAGAAUUCUGUGAAUCAUGUAAUUCAUAUUGACCAACCUAGACUUGGCCUCCCUUCUAGAGAUUACUAUGAAUGCACUGGAAUCUAUAAAGAGGCUUGUACAGCGUAUGUGGAUUUUAUGAUUUCUGUGGCCAGAUUGAUUCGUCAGGAAGAAAGAUUGCCCAUCGAUGAAAACCAGCUUGCUUUGGAAAUGAAUAAAGUUAUGGAAUUGGAAAAAGAAAUUGCCAAUGCUACGGCUAAACCUGAAGAUCGAAAUGAUCCAAUGCUUCUUUAUAAAAAGAUGACACUGGCCCAGAUCCAAAAUAACUUUUCACUAGAGAUCAAUGGGAAGCCAUUCAGCUGGUUGAAUUUCACAAAUGAAAUCAUGUCAACUGUGAAUAUUAGUAUUACAAAUGAGGAAGAUGUGGUUGUUUAUGCUCCAGAAUAUUUAACCAAACUUAAGCCCAUUCUUACCAAAUAUUCUGCCAGAGAUCUUCAAAAUUUAAUGUCCUGGAGAUUCAUAAUGGAUCUUGUAAGCAGCCUCAGCCGAACCUACAAGGAGUCCAGAAAUGCUUUCCGCAAGGCCCUUUAUGGUACAACCUCAGAAACAGCAACUUGGAGACGUUGUGCAAACUAUGUCAAUGGGAAUAUGGAAAAUGCUGUGGGGAGGCUUUAUGUGGAAGCAGCAUUUGCUGGAGAGAGUAAACACGUGGUCGAGGAUUUGAUUGCACAGAUCCGAGAAGUUUUUAUUCAGACUUUAGAUGACCUCACUUGGAUGGAUGCCGAGACAAAAAAGAGAGCUGAAGAAAAGGCCUUAGCAAUUAAAGAAAGGAUCGGCUAUCCUGAUGACAUUGUUUCAAAUGAUAACAAACUGAAUAAUGAGUACCUUGAGUUGAACUACAAAGAAGAUGAAUACUUCGAGAACAUAAUUCAAAAUUUGAAAUUCAGCCAAAGUAAACAACUGAAGAAGCUCCGAGAAAAGGUGGACAAAGACGAGUGGAUAAGUGGAGCAGCUGUAGUCAAUGCAUUUUACUCUUCAGGAAGAAAUCAGAUAGUCUUCCCAGCCGGCAUUCUGCAGCCCCCCUUCUUUAGUGCCCAGCAGUCCAACUCAUUGAACUAUGGGGGCAUCGGCAUGGUCAUAGGACACGAAAUCACCCAUGGCUUCGAUGACAAUGGCAGAAACUUUAACAAAGAUGGAGACCUCGUUGACUGGUGGACUCAACAGUCUGCAAGUAACUUUAAGGAGCAAUCCCAGUGCAUGGUGUAUCAGUAUGGAAACUUUUCCUGGGACCUGGCAGGUGGACAGCACCUCAAUGGAAUUAAUACACUGGGAGAAAACAUUGCUGAUAAUGGAGGUCUUGGUCAAGCAUACAGAGCCUAUCAGAAUUAUAUCAAAAAGAAUGGUGAAGAAAAAUUACUUCCUGGACUUGACCUAAAUCACAAACAACUAUUUUUCUUGAACUUUGCACAGGUGUGGUGUGGAACCUAUAGGCCAGAGUAUGCAGUUAACUCCAUUAAAACAGAUGUGCACAGUCCAGGCAAUUUCAGGAUUAUUGGGACUUUGCAGAACUCUGCAGAGUUUUCAGAAGCCUUUCACUGCCGCAAGAAUUCAUACAUGAAUCCAGAAAAGAAGUGCCGGGUUUGGUGAUCUUCAAAAGAAGCAGUGCAGCCCUUGGCUAGACUUGCCAACACCACAGAAACGGGGAAUUCUCUAAUUGAAAGAAAACGGGCCUAGGGGUCACUGUACUGACUUGGGGGUGAUUAACAGAGAGGGCACCAUCACAAUACAGAUAACAUUAGGUUGUUCUAGAAAGGGUGUGCAGGGAGGAACGGGGUCUAAUGUCUAUCAAGUCAAUCACUUCUCACUGUGUACAUAAUGCUUAAUUUCUAAAGAUAUUAUUACUGUUUAUUUCUGUUUCUCAUAUGGUCUACCAGUUUGCUGAUGUCCCUAGAAAACAAUGCAAAACCUUUGAGGUAGACCAGGAUUUCUAAUCAAAAGGGAAAAGAAGAUGUUGAAGAAUACAGUUAGGCACCAGAAGAACAGUAGGUGACACUAUAGUUUAAAACACAUUGCCUAACUACUAGUUUUUACUUUUAUUUGCAACAUUUACAGUCCUUCAAAAUCCUUCCAAAGAAUUCUUAUACACAUUGGGGCCUUGGAGCUUACAUAGUUUUAAACUCAUUUUUGCCAUUCAUCAGUUAUUCAUUCUGUGAUCAUUUAUUUUAAGCACUCUUAAAGCAAAAAAUGAAUGUCUAAAAUUGUUUUUUGUUGUACCUGCUUUGACUGAUGCUGAGAUUCUUAAGGCUUCCUGCAAUUUUCUAAGCAAUUUCUUGCUUUAUCUCUCAAAACUUGGUAUUUUUAAGAGAUUUAUAUAAAUGUAAAAAUAAUAAUUUUUAUAUUUAAUUAUUAACUACAUUUAUGAGUAACUAUUAUUAUAGGUAAUCAAUGAAUAUUGAAGUUUCAGCUUAAAAUAAACAGUUGUGAACCAAGAUCUGUAAAGUGAUAUACAGAUGAAAAUUUGAGACUAUUUAAACUUAUAAAUCAUAUUGAUGAAAAGAUUUAAGCACAAACUUUAAGGUAAAAAUUGCCAUUGGACAGUUGUCUAGAGAUAUAUAUACUUGUGGUUUUCAAAUUGGACUUUCAAAAUUAAAUCUGUCCCUAAGAGUGUCUCUGAUAAAAGGGCAAAUCUGCACCUAUGUAGCUCUGCGUCUCCUGUCUUUUCAGGUUUGUCAUCAGAUGGAAAUAUUUUGAUAAUAAAUUGAAAUUGUGAACUCA